Molecule: messenger RNA, 777 nt
Organism: Dermacentor albipictus
Lineage: Eukaryota; Metazoa; Arthropoda; Arachnida; Ixodida; Ixodidae
Source: RefSeq, a predicted model, not a curated record
AUGGCUCAUCAUCAGCUACCGAAAUACGAUGACCAGUCCGACAACUGGAAGGCCUACAUCACGAAGGCAGAAGCCUAUUUUGAGGCAACUGGCGUCAGUGACUUGGGAAAGAAGAGGGCGUUGCUGGUAGCAGCAUUGAGUACGCACACCGUGCAAGUGCUCUCAGGACAGGUUGCACCGAGGAAGCCAAACUCGCUGACGUACGAGGAAGCAGUCAACGUUUUGGAUGACUACUUCGACCCCAAGCGUCAUGAAAUAACGGAGAGCUAUCAGUUCUUCAAUCGCUGCCAGUUGGAAGGAAGCAGCCGUACCCCCGCCAUGCAUGCCGUCCUGUCAGAGUUCAAAGACGUCUUCAGCCCCAAGCUGGGUCUAAUUGACGGACACCCUGUCCACCUGAAGCUCAAGGAAAGUGCCAUGCUGAAAUUUUACCACCAGCCGCUCGUGGGCCUGCUGAAGGCGGAUCGACCAACUCCAGCAUUGGCAGCCGCCAGAAUACAGCGCUGGGCGCUGUACUUAGGCGGAUUCUGCUAUCAGCUUCAAUACUCUCCUGGGCCAGCCAACGAAGCAGACGAGUGGCCAUUGCCUGAAGCUACCGUGUAUGCCGGCAACUUCGGAAUGAGUGAGAAAUGGACUCCAGGAAUUGUAGAGUCUAUAACAGGCUCUCGAAUGGUAAGCAUUCGAACACCAGCCGGAUCAGUAAGACGACAUGUUGACCAGGUGCGGAAUCGGGAAGAUGCGACGCCACCGCUUGGUAAAGACCAAGAAGCGGCAAAAUGA